Messenger RNA from Striga asiatica, 931 nucleotides. Lineage: Eukaryota; Viridiplantae; Streptophyta; Magnoliopsida; Lamiales; Orobanchaceae. The record is from the annotation of a GenBank genome assembly.
CUCACUUCUCUUCUAUUACAAUCCCUCCCCUUCCUUUUCCCUACUUUACUUGAACCAAAUACCCUAAUAAGUCUGAAAUUUGAAGCGCUAAAGCGAAGAUUUGGGAGAAAUUAACUUGGCAAGCUAUGGCGGCGGCGUCAGCUCGAGUAGAGAUAGAAAAGAUGCCGAUCGAGCAAUUGAAGGGAUUGAAAGAGCAAGCCGAUCUGGAGGUAAAUCUGUUUCAGGACAGCCUCAACAACAUUCGCACUGCCACUGCCCGCCUUGAGCUCGCAUCCGCCGCCCUUCACGACCUCUCCCUCCGCCCUCAAGGGAAGAAAAUGCUGGUGCCAUUAACAGCGUCGCUUUAUGUGCCGGGUAUGCUGGACGACUCGGAGAAAGUCUUGGUCGAUGUGGGCACUGGCUAUUUCAUUGAGAAAAAUAUGACAGAAGGUAAAGAUUAUUGUGAGCGUAAAAUUUCAUUGCUCCAGUCCAAUUAUGAUCAACUUCUUGAGACAUAUGAAGAAGAUAGAGUGAAGAAGAUAGAUAGGGGAAAAGAAGGGAAAAAGAGAAUUGUUUUACAAUAUUUAUAUACUUAUAGUUUGCUACACUCUUACUUCGAUUACCUACAGGUGGCUGCGAAGAAGAAAAGUAUAGCUGAUGAGGCUGGGGCGGUUCUACAAGCAAAAUUGAAGCACUUGACUUCCGCACAGUAACUACUCGUAAUUCAUUGGUAAUAAUUAGUGGCUAUUUUGUGUUAGAAGGGUGAAUUUUGUGGCAGUGAAACAAUGUAUUGGGCGCUGGAUACUCCGUACCGUGAGAUAUGAAGUUAAUGUGAUCUUCUGUUCCAUUUUGUAUACAAUCAUUUGUUUUGCCAAGUUUAAUUGAUUUUAUGGGUAUGUUUGGUAAAACUCAUGAAAAACUAAUUGAUAGCUGAUAAAUUAAUUGAUAGCUC